This is a messenger RNA of Eleginops maclovinus (Patagonian blennie), 1102 nucleotides long. Its product is annotated as zymogen granule membrane protein 16-like. The record is from RefSeq and is a predicted model, not a curated record. Bases 104 to 598 code for a protein of 164 amino acids. The transcript has 5 exons. Lineage: Eukaryota; Metazoa; Chordata; Actinopteri; Perciformes; Eleginopidae.
UAUAAAUCCACCGCGAAUGUAGAUUUGAUGCUGAGGCUUCGUUUGCGGUUAUGCACACAGCAAGUAUAUUUAAAAAAACUAAACAAACAAAACAUCAGACAGAAUGCUUUUUUUUGCCAUCUUUGCUCUUCUUGCAGCCUCAGCUAUAGCUGAACCUGAGACUCAGAGCUACUCCUUUUCCCCAGCUGCGGGGUCAGGGAGUGGCUCUUCGUUCACUCUAACUGGUGAGGGAAGAAUAACAGCUGUACGAGUGUGGGAGUCAUCCUACAUACGAGGCUUCCAGUUCCGCUAUGGCUUCAUCUGGUCUCCCGUUGUGGGUUUCACCAGUGGCCAGCAACAGGAGAUGGAGUUGUCUGACGAUGAAGCCGUCAUCCAGAUUUCUGGGAAGUAUUCUCACUACGUGCAGUCAGUGGUGUUCGUAACCAGCAAGGGCCGCCAUCUUGAAGCAGGCCAGCCCUCAGGCACUUCCUUCAACAUGUAUCCAAGCCACAAGGAUGCUGAGCUGGUCCUCCUUAGUGGCACUUACCAUGGAGCAAUCACUUCCAUUGCAGCACACUGGGCUCGUGUAGUUUCAUCUGCUGAUUACACUGAGCACUGAGAAGUACAGCUUGCCUGAGGAGCUGCUACCAUUUAACCAGCAACUUGGCUAAACCAAUGUAUAAAAAGUAUGAUUUAUUUCACAAUGUAAAAAUACAAUUUGUCUGUUCUUUGGUAAAAUAUUUUGACUUUGCAAAACUGGACCUUUGCUUGCUGAGGUGUUGGGCUUUAUUUAGCCGGAAACACAUUUUUUUCUUAAGUAUUGUUCUAAUGAAUGCAUGGGUUGAGAGAACUUGACUAUUCCUACUUAAACACUUUCAAAUGACUUUAAAACACACAUCUGAGUGACAACAGGUAGUAGUUCACAUUUAUGCUAAUUAAACAUAGCUAAACUUGUUUCUAGCUUCUUGAUCUCUAUAAAUGUAUGAGCAUAUACGUGAAAAUGCUUUUCCAAACUCUUGCACUAUAUAAAAGCUUGAUGAAAUGUAACUUGUUUUUUUUCCGGCAAUACAUUUGUACACAUCAUGUUCUUGUCCUUAAUAAAAAAAGAUCUCUGUAAAUCCAA